AUGGCUGCUAUUACUUCACUCGUGGAGAAGGUAGAUGCUUUGGUGGCCGAUGCCCUCGCCGACUGGAAUAUAUACACUACCCUUGUCGCCGGGGUUGUCGUCACAUUUGGGCUUUACUCUCUCAUCUCGUCUCGAGAUCCAGAUGUGCCUGGAAACCCCCAUGGCUUGCCCCUUCGUUUUGGACUGAAUGUCAAGGACCCGGGCGCUCCGAAAUGGACUGGCGGUCGCAGAGGAGACCUGCGCGAUAUCUGGAAGACCGCUAUGCGUGGAGCUCUAAAUGAGGAUGGUACUAUGUCGGGAAAGCAAGGCAAGAUCUACACUGUCCUAGGUCGAAAGGCUAUCGAACACUCUUUGGACCAAGUGACCCAAGAAAUCAACGUUAUCGGUCAUCAUCUCCAAAACUCCGGCGCGAAGACGGUGGCUGUUUGCCUUACAGACUCCAUCGAGCUUCUAGCUACAAUCUUUGCCGGUGCUUUCUAUGGAUACAAGACGGUCAUUGUGCCGCACAACCUUCCAGCGGAGACACUAUCAGCGCAUCUACAACAGGUCAACGCGGAUGUUCUUAUUGCCGAAGCCGGAUCUCUUGACCUGUCUCUUAUUGCCAAGGGUAACAAUCAAUUGUCGCUCGUCCUUUGGGUCGCCAAGUAUGGCAACCGACACAUGGACUGGAACGAAGUUCCCGAGGACGCCAAGCAAAGUCUGAAGGUUGCAGUUUGGCAUGAACUGGUCGAGGAGUUCAAGGAACUCGCCAGCUGUGAUGUACCGCAGUAUGACCCAAAGACAGAAACCCCUGCCGUCAGCACUGUUUGGCCGUCCUCCUCACAGUCCGGCAAAUUCAUCGAUUUCCAGCCAGAAAACCUUGUGUCUGCCAUUGGAGCCAUAACCUCCUCUCUCCCUCGUACCCAGCGUUUCAACCCAACCGAUAUUGUUCUUUCUAUCGACUCUCUUUCACGGUCCUACCCGCUUUGCACAACUCUGGCUGCACUGUUUGCCAACUCAUCCAUCGCCCUUAACUCGGUCGCUGGAGAGAAUGUCGAUUUUGCUUUGGCUACGGCUGGCGUGUCUCCCACAGUCAUUGUCGCUUCAUCGCAAACCAUGGCUGAGUACCACGACAAUAUCAUGCGCCCGCACACUGGUAUCAUUUCCUCUCUUGGACGCUGGCUCCAGGCACGGACUUUAGAUGCAGGAAACAUGCCGACACGCAACUUUUUCAGCCAAUUGGCUCGUGUCAGCCCCACUUCUGAGCUUUCGCUAGAUGAAGUGCGCUUGCUCUGCAUCUCCCACCGCAUUGAUGGCAACCCUGCUGCCCAUCUUACCUCCGAGCAAUUGACCGAGCUUAGAAUCUUCACUGGGGCUCGGGUUGUGUAUGCCCUGACCGGUCCCGGUGUUGCUGGUGCGAUUGCCCAGACAAAUGCCUUUGACUAUAGAUGCCUCACCGGUCCUAGCCACUUCGGUGCUCCACUGAGUAGCACGGAAAUUACUCUGACCAAUGUGCCCGAAGGCUCUCCUGACGACACAGCAGAGGGACAGCUCACCGUCUCUGGCCCUGCUGUUGUCGGCGGCACCAUUACUCUUCCCGGCCGAGCCCGCAUCAGCAAGGAUCAUACCUUGGAAUUGUGUUUAUGA
Messenger RNA from Penicillium concentricum, 1626 nucleotides. RefSeq lists its product as uncharacterized. Bases 1 to 1626 code for a protein of 541 amino acids. Gene Ontology annotation, molecular function: long-chain fatty acid-CoA ligase activity. Gene Ontology annotation, cellular component: endoplasmic reticulum; membrane. Lineage: Eukaryota; Fungi; Ascomycota; Eurotiomycetes; Eurotiales; Aspergillaceae. The record is from RefSeq and is a predicted model, not a curated record. The transcript is spliced from 5 exons.